Molecule: messenger RNA, 4874 nt
Organism: Cajanus cajan (pigeon pea)
Lineage: Eukaryota; Viridiplantae; Streptophyta; Magnoliopsida; Fabales; Fabaceae
Source: RefSeq, a predicted model, not a curated record
CACGUCACCACCUUUUUUCCAUUCGUUUUCAAUUUCAUGGUUUCGUCGUCCUCCUCUGACGCCGAACAGUGCCUGCACUCACUCUGAGCCCGAACGAGGAAGAGAGAGAAAGUGAAAAAAAGCGCAAAAACACGAACCAUAAAGAGAGAGAGAGAGAGAGAAAACCAAUACGAACAACGUUCCUCAUGGAAAGCGUGGCGCAUUCUCGGCACCCAAACAAGGCUCCCGUCACGCUUUCCAAGAAAAUCACCAACGGCACAGGAAACGCCGCCGAAACUCUCUACGACCACGUAUACGGCGCCGCGCCGAAGUUCGCCGCCGGCCACUCCCUCUCGCCGCGCUUCGAGGACUACGGCGAGAUUUUCGCCAGCUUCCACGCGCCGCGCGCCUCCGCCAUUCCGCUGCUGGAUCUUCCGGCGCUCGACGCCGGCGAGGUCUUCUUCGACUUCCGGAACGCCGCUUGCGACUACUCCGAGAUUUUCCGCGGCUUCGACGGCCUCGACUUUUGGCUCUCCUACGAGGACUUGUUUCGCCACGGUGCCUCCGAAGAAGAGGAGGAUGAAGAAGAAGCCUGGACACCGGUGGAAACCGAUUCAUUCUCUGAAGAGUUAGAUCAUUUUGGAAAUAAUCUAGGCAUAUCAAGUGGAGAUCAUUUGCGGGCUUUUGAUGGAAGUACAGAGUUCAACAUUUCAUAUCAUAAGGUCAAUGAUACAAGUAAUGAAGAUAUGUCAAAGGCAAAAAGUCAUAUAAGUCAGCUGCCUGCUGCUCCUGAAGUCACUCAUGUAUUUGAUGAAACCACACGCUUUCAUUGGACUGAUCCUUCCUUACAGGUCGUUGAUGAUGUUGACCUUGAUAUGGAAUUUAAUGCAAGCCAGGCAAAGAGAAACAAUCCGAGAAAGGCGGUGUCACAUGGUGAACAGGUUUUUGGUAGUGAUCUUGAUCUGCAUGAUGGUUGCAACAAAAAUGGUUCUCAUUCCAGUGAGAUGUUUGUUACUGUAUCCGACAUCAGCCUCAGAACUCUACCCUCUCAUGUGCCACCCCCUUCCCGGGCACCCCCUGUGUUAGAUGCAAAACAGGGGUACACUAGUGGAUUUCAUUCAAAUGAUGAGAAGGUUGAUUCUGAUGAGACUGUAGGUGACACUUCACCACCUUUCCUUGAUGUGGAGGUUGAUACGAAUACACCUGCUGCUGCUAUCAAAGAAGUCAUGCAUAGACCUGAAGCAAAACUCAGGAGUUCCAAAGAAUUGAAGGAGAGAAAGAAGGGGGCUUUCGAAAGCAAUGUAAAUUCAACUUAUGAUGUAAAUAAUAAUGAUGCAAAGAGGAAUGUGAAUAUAACAAAAUUUAAUGGUUUGAAUGAUGAGGAAAUGAAGGCAACUUGUGAUCAGAGAAUUGGAAAAAAGAAAAUUUCUGCAACAGAUGAAACGCAAAAAACUACGAAGGCUGCACCAGAAACUCUGGAAUUGUUUGAGGGCGAAAGACUUCUAAACGUGUUUGAAGAAAAGCACAUCAAGGAAUCUAGGUCAUCUCAAGAAUCAGAUAGAAGUACUGGAGUUGGGCUGUGGAAAGAAGCAACUGAAUUUUUUGAAUUGGUGGGAACAGAAGAAUCUGGGAAGUUAAUUCCGUCCAUAAAUCAUAAUCAUACUAAGAGUUUGGUACAAGAUACCAGGACACAUGAGUGUGGCAAGAAAGAAAGAGAAGCAUUUAACAUUCAAGAAGAAUACAAAAAGGUUAAAGAAAUUGUAGAAGGUUAUCAGCUGGAGGAAUGCAAGAAGAAAUCUAAAGCAGGAAAUGGGGCCUACGAACAGGGAAAGAACAUUAGGAAAUCUAAAUCAUCUAAUGAGGAAUUCAGGCAGAGAGAGCAUGUGAAGAACGACGAAAUGGCCGAAAUAUUUGAGCCAGAAAAGAGUGAGAAGGCAAAGAUGGCCCGCCUGCAUGGGAAAACUGAAAAGAAAGUAACUAAAGCUGAUCAAUCAGGAAGCUUAAAAGACAUGUCUGAGACACAACGCAAGGAUCUUAAACGAGUGGAGAGUGAGAAAUCGAAAGAGGUUGAUAGACAAAUGCUUAGUGAAGUUCAGUGGAAGACAAAGCAUAUGGAAAAUGAGAAAAAACUAAAAGAGGAUGAACAGAAACAACUGAGUAUGAAAAGGAUCAAGCAGUCUCAGAAGAUGAAAGAAAAUGGAAAAAUUCAAAGAGAUGCUUAUGCUCUUGGAGUUGGAGCUGCACAGGGUGAGCAAAGGGUCAAAGAUUAUGUGAAGUUGGAAAAAUUUGAACGAUCAAAUGAGGUCUUUAAUCUGGAUAACCCUGAGGUAAAUAUGACUUGCAAAAGAGAAAAUGUAAUCAUCCUUGAACAUGCUAAACAAAUUGAGGACAAGAAGGGACUGCAAGAGGCAUGUGAAAACGAAGAAAUUGAGAAAAGCUUCAAAGGUUCUUUUAAAUUGGAAGUAAAUGAUGAGGGUUUAAAGCCUGCUUUUGAGCAGCUGGAGAAUGAAAAGGGACUUAAACAGUACUUUGAACUGGAAAUGAAUGAGAAAAGAACUAAAAUGGCUUUUGAGCGGGGGGAAAAUGAAGCAUGUAAAAGAGGUCAAGGUAAGGAGGAAAUCAGUGGGACUUGUGAUGGGUAUAGAAAAGGAAAUAGACUAAAAGAUGUGGGUUCUAGCAUAGGGGUUCAGGAAGUUCUGAAACCAGCUUCAGAGCUAGAAAUGAAUAGUGGAAAUGAGAACCAGAGGAAGAAAGAGAUUGAGAGCCCAGCUGACCAAACAUUUGACAGGGAAGGAAUUGUGGAUAUAUCAUGUGAGGAUGAUCAUUCCAAGCAAUCUGAGAGGAUACUCAAAGAUGCUGACAAGAAUGGAAAAGACAAGGGAUUGGACAAAGCUUUGGAACAAAUGGAAGGUAACGGAGAAGGGAUAUACAUGAAUUUUGCAAAAGAAAACAAUGAGGCAUGGAAAACAGAGAGUGAUAAAAAUCUUCUGGCAGCUCACUCAUCCUUCAUACAUGAAGAAAAUGUUGGAAAACUGCAGGUAUGUCAAGAACCUAUUGCUGACCAAGAAAUUGGAAGGACAGGAACUGACUGCAACGUUGAUGAAAAGAAAUUGGAAGAGGUAUGGGUGGAAAAUUUAAAGGACGAUGGGAAAAAAGGAGCUUCUAUAAUGUUCCGAGGAGAAGCAGAGCCUUCAGGAAUACAGUCAGGAAAGGUGGCUUGCACUGCAACAAAAGCCGAUGAGCUUAGUUUUAGUAGUGAACAGACAUGCACUGAGAAAACUAAGUCAGCCUCUCAAAUGGAAUUUGAUACUCAAAGUCAAGAGAGGAAAAUUGCUCGUGAAUGGCAUGAGAGGGGAACGACCAAACAGCAUGCGAAUGCUGCACCAAACCCUGAAGAAAGCAGGGACCAAAUAUCAUCAAGCCAAGCUGACCAGAGUGGCAAUUACAGAAGGAACAGAGUUGCUGAUGAACCUUCUACAGUGCAAGAGGUGGUAAAUAUCCAGAAAAUUUCUCAAAGGGCUCACGCUCAUGUAGCACAUUCCAAUAAAAGCAAAGAGAAAGGUCUUGAUGAAACUUCUGCCUCAGUGGAGAAAGAUGUGGAGAGGAUAAGAAGAGAAAGAGAGUUGGAAAAAGAUCGUCUCAGGAAGAUAGAGGAGGAAAUGGAGAGAGAAAGGGAAAGACAGAAAGACAGAAUGGCUGUUGACAGAGCAAUGCUGGAGGCCGAGAGGGAAAGGGAAAGAGAAAAGGAUAGGAUGGCUGUUGAUAAAACAACUUUGGAGGCUCGUGAUAGAGCAUAUGCUGAAGCUCGUGAGAGAGCAGAAAGGGCUGCAUUUGAGAGAGAAACUGCAGAAGCUCGACAAAGAGUACUGGCUGAGGCUAGAGAAAGACUUGAAAAGGCAUGUGCUGAGGCCAGGGACAAAACAUAUGCUGAUAAGGCAGCUACAGAAGCCAGAUUGAAAGCAGAGCGUACUGCUGUAGAAAGAGCAACUGCAGAGGCUCGAGAGCGUGCAAUGGAAAAAGUAAAGGUUGAGAGGGCUGCAUUUGAGUCCAGAGAGCGAUUAGCGAGAUCUGUCUCUGACAAAUUUAGUGUUUCUUUCAGAAGUGAUGGAAGACAGGGCUCAUCAUCCUCCGAUAUGCUGGAUCCACAUUGUCAGAACUAUAGCUCCGCCACUCAUUCCAGAUAUCCAUAUUCCUCAGUUUAUGGUGCUUCCUCUUUUACUGAAAGAUCAGAACGAGAAGGUGAAUCAGCUCAGAGGUGUAGAGCUAGAUUGGAGAGGCAUCAACGAACAGCUGAGCGUGCAGCAAAAGCUUUGGAAGAAAAGAACAUGCGCGACCGCAUUGCUCAAAAGGAGCAAGCUGAAAGAAAUAGGUUAGCUGAGACCCUUGAUACUGAAGUGAGGAGGUGGUCAAGUGGAAAAGAAGGAAACUUGCGCGCAUUACUUUCAACCUUGCAAUAUAUUCUUGGGCCUGAUAGUGGGUGGCAGCCAAUCCCACUCACGGAUGUCAUUACUUCUGCUGCUGUAAAGAGAGCUUACAGAAAGGCCACCCUUUGCGUGCAUCCUGACAAAUUACAGCAACGUGGAGCAAGUAUUCAACACAAAUAUAUAUGUGAAAAAGUCUUUGAUCUCCUAAAGGAAGCUUGGAACAAAUUCAACUCAGAAGAGCGAUAGCACACCCUGUUCUGUUUUUGAACAUGUCCCAUUGCUAAAGAGCAGUUCCCUUACCUAGCGAUGUGGGAUCCUGAGGUCGGAUACCUCAUUAUUUUAUCAUUGUCCACGUUUUGUAAUAUUAUUUAUCCCUAAAUAUUUACAUGUAAAAAAUAUUCAUCCUACGUGAAGCAAAAAUGAAAGAGUAAAUAGAUAUACCAACAGGCAUAUAGAAGAGGCUUGCAUUUA